UUCGUUCUCCGGUAGUUUCCCUGCUUCGCGUUCUCUUGCACAAAGCCCUAAGCACCAAACCUCCUUCGUCGUGAAUCAUAUGCUGAUUUGCAUCUCGGAUUGGAAACUUCACCGUUGAUUUCAUGAUUCAAGGAAAAUACGCAUAAUAGUUUUCUCCAAGUGUGUAGAUUUCUUUUCAAAUGACUACUUCGAAGAGAAAUUACAAGGAGAAAGCUCUCCGUCGCAAGGAAGAGAAACUCGAGGAGCCAGAACCGCCUAAAUAUAGAGACCGAGCCAAAGAGCGAAGAGAAGACCAAAAUCCUGACUAUGAAACAACUGAGUUGGGACUUCAUGCAGUCGCUCCUCCUGGUACUGUAGAUCUACGGUCAGCUGAUGCACACAAGUUAUCCAUUGAGAAGAGCAAGUACCUUGGAGGUGAUGUGGAGCACACUCAUCUGGUUAAAGGUCUAGAUUAUGCUUUGCUGAAUAAAGUUAGAAGUGAGAUUGAUAAGAAGCCAGAGACAGGGGACGAUGUUGAUGGAAAACCUAGAGCAUCAAAGGAAGAUCAACAAGUGUCAAUUCGCACAUCAACUGCAAAGUCUGUUUAUCGGUGGAUAGUCAAACCCCAGACUAUCUUGAAAACAAAUGAGAUGUUUCUUCCUGGUCGGAUGUCUUUUAUUUUUAAUAUGGAGGGUGGAUAUUAUCAUGAUAUUCCAACUACCUUGCACCGGAGUAAAGCUGACUGUCCAGUGCCAGAGGAAAUGGUUACAGUUAAUGUUGACGGAUCUGUCCUAGAUAGGAUUGCUAAAAUUAUGUCAUAUCUUCGUCUUGGCUCUUCUGGGAAGGUUCUAAAGAAGAAAAAGAAGGAAAAAGAUGUGAAAGGAAAGAGUUUGGCUGCCGGUAAUGGAUAUGAUGAAGAGGAUAAGCCAUCAAAGGUUGAAGGUGGGGGAGGGAGGAAUCAAACUGAAAGAGAAUUUGUCCCGCCACCACCUCCUCCUUUCAAAAAGAGUUCUCUUAAUUCAAGAGAGAAACAAGGCCCAGCUGUUGCAAGAGCAGAAGAGGAUGACAUUUUUGUCGGAGAUGGUGUUGACUAUGAUGUUCCUGGUAAAGAGUUGAGCCAAAGCCCUCUUUCAGAGGACAUGGAAGAAUCUCCUAGGAACAAGGAAAAACCCUCAUAUUUCGCUGAACCUACUUAUGGUCCCGUCCCGCCCUCUGUUGUGCCACAAGGAUGGCAAGAAGCAUCUCAGAAUGGGUAUGAUGUAAUGCAAGCGCAAGCCUUGGCUAGUGGCUACCAAGGAGAGUGGCAGGAUUACCAGUAUGCAGAACAGCUGGCUUACCCGGACCAAUAUCUUCAGGCAAAUAUGCAGGUUUAUGAUUUGCAAACAGGUUUAAAUAUUCCCCAAGACCCACGCUUCAUGACUCAAGAAGAGAAGGAUCGAGGUUUAGGAUCAGUUUUCAAGAGAGAUGAUCAGAGACUUCAACAGUUGAGGGAGAAAGAUGCUCGUGAAAAAGAUCCCAACUUCAUCUCUGAGAGUUAUUCUGAAUGUUACCCAGGAUAUCAAGAGUACAACCGGGAGAUAGUGGACAGUGAUGAUGAAGAUGACCUGUCCAAAAUGGACAUGGGCGGAAGGGCCAAGGGUCGUCUUCAUAGAUGGGACUUUGAAACAGAAGAGGAAUGGGCUACUUACAAUGAGCAGAAGGAAGCAAUGCCAAAGGCUGCAUUCCAGUUUGGUGUGAAGAUGCAAGACGGUCGGAAGACACGAAAGCAAAACAAGGACCAAAAGCUUAAUAACGAGCUGCAUAAAAUCAAUAAGAUACUUGCCAGGAAGAAGAUGGAAAAGGAGGCAAAUGGUGAGGCUGGCCACCAUUUUGAUGACGAGAUUCAGCCUGGAAAGAAGCUCCGAAUAUGAGUCUUGUUUCAUAAACGCAUUGUAACAUUCAUAGAAUGAGAUGGCCAUUUCUGCCUGAAGAUGGUGAAUUUGUGAUGCCAUUAUCUGGAAGUCUUAUUCAUGUAUUGUUUUUAAUCUCUUGUUUCCUUCUUACUCUACCCUCUGAAGUUCCGAUUUUGAUGAACCUAGUUUUGCUGAA
Neltuma alba is the source of this 2067-nucleotide messenger RNA. Its product is annotated as suppressor of mec-8 and unc-52 protein homolog 2. Bases 180 to 1889 code for a protein of 569 amino acids. The record is from RefSeq and is a predicted model, not a curated record. NCBI's taxonomy places the organism in Eukaryota, Viridiplantae, Streptophyta, Magnoliopsida, Fabales, Fabaceae. The transcript is spliced from 11 exons.